Molecule: messenger RNA, 797 nt
Organism: Spizellomyces punctatus DAOM BR117
Lineage: Eukaryota; Fungi; Chytridiomycota; Chytridiomycetes; Spizellomycetales; Spizellomycetaceae
Exons: 4
Coding region: 18-641 (207 amino acids)
Biological process (GO): maturation of SSU-rRNA from tricistronic rRNA transcript (SSU-rRNA, 5.8S rRNA, LSU-rRNA)
Cellular component (GO): preribosome, small subunit precursor; 90S preribosome; nucleolus
Source: RefSeq, a predicted model, not a curated record
AGAUCUGCCACAUCGACAUGCCCAAAUUCAAAAGAGAACGACAGCGGUUCCAUGCCAAACCAGUGGACAUGGGUGCAUCUGCCAUGAUGGUAGAUGCCCCUGUGGUUCACAAUCCUGCCACCAAUGAAGAACUCAUCACCGUCCACAGAACCAUGUCUGCUGUUCCCGCCUUGUCUGAAGCAGACAUUUUCGGUGCUGUUGGAAAACCUGCGGACACUACAGGGCAGACCCAAAACGAGACUUUGGCUCGGACAGGAGAAACGGCUGAUAACACAGUGCUUAAAAAGAAGGAAAGGCGACAACAGCGACAUGAGCGCUGGCUGCAGAAGCUCGGAAGUGUUUACAUGUCCAAAACGUCAUCCAAAAAGAAGAAGGGACAAAAUGUCGGUACUUUGACAUUGGACACAAUAAAGGAUAUCCUGCCAUCUGUUCUGGAAGAAGAGUCUCCAAAAGCAAAGACCGAUGUGGCCCGGAAGAAGAAGGCAAAGCCAGUUUCUCAAAGUGCACGACAAGCAGCCGCGGUUAGCGAAAUUGUAAGAUUUCAAAAAGUUCUCCAGCAUCCUACAUUCAGAAACAACCCUAUAGCGACCAUUCGACAACAUCUUCAGAACACUAUUACACCCGAUGGGACGUCAGCGUAGCUGUCAUGUUCACGCAUUUAUUUAUUACCUUUUCUGUCCUCCGUCUUCUGUAACAUGGGGUUUUUAUGACCUCCCAUCCAACCACCGUGCGUCUCUCAAACGUGUAUAUAUAUCAGUAGCUUUUACUUGACGUGAAUAUUAUUAUUUCUAUAUCGA